Messenger RNA from Peronospora belbahrii, 699 nucleotides. The record is from the annotation of a GenBank genome assembly. Lineage: Eukaryota; Oomycota; Peronosporomycetes; Peronosporales; Peronosporaceae.
AUGACUCGUCCCAUUCGCGUCUUGUGUCUACAUGGGUGGCGAACAAGUGGCAAUAUUCUGUAUCAUCAAACUACUGCCUUACGUCAAGCAUUUGGAUCGAAGGCUGAAUUCUUGUAUGUAAAUGCACCAUGGACAGCUUCAGGUCCAGCUCCAGAUCUCGUGCGCUCUUUCUAUGGUGAAAUAGGCCCAUUCUAUCAGUGGUGGGAUGCUAUCAAGCAUAAGGACAGCGAGACGUUUCAAUACAAAGGCUUUGAGGUCUCUUUAGACUUUUUGACGGGUCAUAUUCAGACUUUAGGCACUGUCGAUGUGGUCUUAGGGUUUUCUCAAGGAGCUGCUGUUGCGACGUUAUUGACAGCGCAUUACCGCUUGAAUUAUGGUCACGUGCCUUGGAAAGCCUGUGUACUCAUAGGAGGAUUUUAUCCUCGCAAUAAUGAGACACAGGAGCUUCUGGAUGCGGCUAAAACUUCAGCUGACGGGGCCAUUGAUAUACCAUCUGUGCAUGUGGUGGGUAGAGCGGAUCCGUUGGCCCCCAAUUCGAACAAGUUGGUCCAGAGUUUUACACAGAUGAGGAGAGUCAAGUUGGAGCAUGAAGAAGGACACAAGUUUCCAUCUCCGCUCAAGUACAAGCAAUUGUACGAUGAUAUUGCUCACGAAGUGCUGGCUAUGACGGGUCAAGCUUGGGGACAAGAGACAACGUAA